Argiope bruennichi is the source of this 1079-nucleotide messenger RNA. Its product is annotated as protein ABHD11-like. Lineage: Eukaryota; Metazoa; Arthropoda; Arachnida; Araneae; Araneidae. The coding region runs from base 155 to 1060 and encodes 301 amino acids. The record is from RefSeq and is a predicted model, not a curated record. The transcript has 7 exons.
UGUAGACGGAAUUUGGCCGUCUGAGAAGGCAUUAAGAGUAAUACGUAUCUUUUAUGUUUUUCGUUUGCCUUCCCCGUUGUAUUCACUAGCAUGCAGCAUUAACUUAGUAACUUCUCAUCAUUUAUAGCCUACUGAAAAUCUUUUGUGUGUCGCUAUGGAUAGUGAAAAUAAACCGACACCUGUGGAUUUGUUUUUCACAUCUUACGAGCCUUCUGAUAAACUCAAAAAUACUGAGAGUAAACCACCAAUCAUUUUCAUUCACGGACUCCUAGCAACACCUAACUGCUGGCACAAAGUAAAGAGCCGCAUUGCUGACAGCACUGGAAGAAAGGUUUAUGCUAUAGGAAUGAGAAAUCACGGAUCGAAUGGUUGGUCGGAUGAGUUCACUGUUGAACACCUUGUAGCAGAUUUGGAUCACUUCAUGGCGAAGCAAAACAUUCCCAAGGCUAUUCUCGUGGCUCACAGUUUAGGCGGUAGAGCAGCAAUAAGAUUUACAUUGUUAAAACCUGAGAUGGUGGAGAAAUUAAUUAUUGUAGACAUGACUAUCUCUGUUGAUGAGGAGCAAUAUGAAGAAACUCAGCAGUUUAGAUCCAUUUUAAUAAUGGCAAAAAAUUCUCUGGAGGAAAUUCCACCCUCUUUCUCCGAAGCAGCAGCGCAGAAGAAGCUUCAGCAACUAUUCUCUCUCGCUUGGUGCAAGAAAUCAGAAAAUAAAACUUCGAGACCACCAAAAAUUCCUUUACCAUUUCACAAGGACAAGUCGAAUAAAUUUGUAUGGGACUUCAAUAUAGACGCUGUUAUCAAUUCUCUGGCAAGUGCUCACAAUUUUCAAACAGAUUUGUCUGAAGAUUCGGUUUACCUUGUAGAAGCUUUGUUCAUCUCAGGAGAGUAUUCAACGAUUCCUAUACUUAAAGACAAGGACGUGAUUCAGAAACGUUUUCCAAAUUCCAAAAUUGUUGUUGCAAAAGAUGUUUACCACAAUUAUCACUUGGAAAAACCUGAUGAGUUUGUAAAUGAAAUUAUACAGUUUAUUGGACGAAAGAACAUCAUUUCUGUGCUGUAACAUUUUGGAAAAUAUUCAC